UAAGCUAGUCUGCCAAUAAACAUUAGAAGAAGAAGAAGAAGAAGAAGAGCAUGAAAGAUUUGAUUUCUGUCCUCGGAUAAGGUGAAUCUAUCAAAAUCAUGUCUGCUAAUAGGAGGAUAACGCUCAUAUUUGGAGGCUUCAUUGCAGCCGUUGCGGUGGCUUUUUAUCCGAUAUUUUUCCAUCCUCUCACUCACACUGAAGACUACAAGCAGAUCCAGAAGAUAAAUCGAGCCGGAGUCGAUCAAGCAGAUGUGCAGCCUGCUGGUCUGAAGAUCUGGUCUGAUCCCUUCAAGCCAAAAUCAUGAUUCCAGUGUGUGGAUGAAAACUGAAUGAAUGAACAUGAGGACUGAUGUGUCACUGACUGAGGAUUGAGGAUUUGAGAUA
Messenger RNA from Sinocyclocheilus anshuiensis, 384 nucleotides. RefSeq names its product small integral membrane protein 20-like. Gene Ontology annotation, cellular component: mitochondrial inner membrane. Lineage: Eukaryota; Metazoa; Chordata; Actinopteri; Cypriniformes; Cyprinidae. The record is from RefSeq and is a predicted model, not a curated record. Bases 99 to 305 code for a protein of 68 amino acids. Gene Ontology annotation, biological process: mitochondrial respiratory chain complex IV assembly. The transcript has 3 exons.